AUAAUUCUAUGCAUUUAUUAUUAAAAAUAUUUUUCCCAUUUUUUCUUACAAAUACGCACAAUUUAAGAAUGUAAAAAUAAAAGUUUACAAUUUCUUUUAUUCUUUAAAAUCUUAGCUAUUUUUAUCAUUAUUAGCUCAAAUGAUUAAGAUUCAAAUCAACAUUAUACAAAAAUAUUGUAUAAAUUAAGGUUAUGUGCAUAUAACUAUUAUUAAUAAUGUUAUAAUAAUAGUUUGUUGAUAAAGAAAAAUAAUGCAUUUUAGUGAUAAUAAAUGUACAUUUUUAAUUAUUUAUUCUCCAUGUGUCGCGAUGUGAAAAUUAUUUUUUCGUGCCUCUUUGGUGCGACAAAUUAUUAUUCUGCGACACAUUUAGUGAUUAAUUCGACGAAUUAUAACAACAACGAUAAUAAUUCAUGGGCUGAAAAAAUAAUGGAGGCAAAUUAUGAUGAAAAUUUGUCUGAAAAUCCCUUCUUUCAAGAACUUCAAACUGAGCACAGGUCAACUUUUGAGAAAGCAAUAAAUGAAGGUUGGAUUAUCUGCGUUCCUCGAUGCGGUAGUUUUACUAGAGGAUCUCUUCUGGAAGAUGAUUUUUUGAGUCAUAUUUUAAUACCUAAUGAAGAAAAACCAGGAACAUCUUUUCAUACGCUCACUGGAAGAGAGGUGAAACUGUGCAAUCGAGUCUUGACAAUUGAAUAUGAUAUUUCAAAACCAUGUUCAUUGCAUAUGCUUUUCGAGGAAACUUUCUACACCGAAAAUCUUCAUAAAUAUGUUAUAUGGUGCAUAGAUCAUCCACUGGAGCAAGGUGCUGGUACAUCUAGAGAUCAUGUACCAGUUGUGACGAAUCUACGAGAAUCGAAGGAUCUACUUUGGACGGAAGUUUUGAAUAAAACUGUACUGCAAGAUUUAGAUGCUGAAAUUGAGGAAUUUAGUCGCAGUCAAGAUGAUCUUGAUCAUAAACCUCUGCAUUUGCAAAGGGAUUUAGUUGCUUCUCUCUAUGCGAAGAGUUUAAGAGUUCUGUUAAAGGACACAAGACUACGUGAAAGAACCACGGGCAGUCGUUAUUUUCUUCAAACAAUUAAAAUUGCGGCUGAAACAUACAUUCUUCACAGUCUUCGAAAUAUUCUUCCCCAAUCAAUUUCGACCAGUACUGCUUUCGAGGAUGCGAAUUUGAAUAAAAUAAUUAAGAACCUUCAUGAACUGCAACUUAAAGAUCUUGGGGUGCGAUCGGAUCUUUGUGACGGUGUUUCAAGAGGGAAAUUGGAAUUAUCUCGUCUUGACAUUUUUAACACAGUUUUAGGAAAGAUUGGCUGUCUGAGAAGGGCGAUUAAGUUCAUCUCUCAGGGUGAAACGUCUGUUUCUUCCGACGAUUUGCUACCUGUUUUAAUAUUUUUGGUUAUUAAAUCAGGACUGCCGAAUUGGAUGGCACAAAUAACUUUUAUGAAACAUUUUCGAUUCUCUGCGAAUUCUGUUUAUGAAGCUGACGAAGCGGGAUUUUUGAUAACUUCUUUGGAAGCGGCGGUUGAGCACGUCAAGUCGGGAGUUUUGACUGGUUCUUCUCAGCCGGAAGCAGACAAUGUGGAUAGAGAUGAAGUGGACUUUGAAGUUAAUGAGGAUAAGAGAGAACAAGUGACGUUAAGUUAUUUGUUGAAUCGAAUAAAGAAAGGUGAUUUGGUGGAAAUAAAGCGUAUAUUGUCUAAGACGAAAGAGAAAUCAAUUAAUAAUGAGAGUAAACUUUGUCAUCCACUCUGUACAUGUGACACUUGUGAGAGAAUUGUGGCAAGAACGUCGCAUUUAAAUUGGCCGACUUUGAAUUCAAGGGACGAUAGAGGAUUAACUGCGCUGCACAUUGCGAGUCUUUACGGUCAAGUUGCUGUUGUUGAUUUUCUCAUUCGACUUGGGGCUAAUGUCAAUGAUGCUGACGCUGACGGAGCAACGCCCUUGCACUGUGCUUCAUCAAGAGGCUAUCAAAACACGUUGCUCUUGCUGCUACACGCUGAGGCUGAUUUAAAUGCCACUGAUACGAGGGGAAACACACCACUGCAUCUCGCCACUGAUUAUGGUCACGAGGGCUGCGUCAAAGCUCUGCUUUAUUUUGCUGAACAAAUAAGACUCGUGAUUGACGUUAACGCCGCCAAUUUUACGGGCGAUACCCCUCUACAUUACGCUUCAAAAUGGGGUUAUGGCGAAAUUGUCGAAAUUCUCCUAGAUCACGGAGCUAACCCCAAAGCAAUAAAUAGAAGAGGUUUGACUCCACUCGCAGUUUCUCACAGCACUUACGUAACUAGAAUGUUGCAAAAAACUGGAAGUAACGAUUCAAGUUUCCUUCCACGUCCAGUAAGAAAGGAAUCGAUAAAAUCUGAAGUGAAGGAAACUGCAAAAGUAAAAAAACAAGUGGACUUUGCCGAAUUCACCGCUGAUGAUAGUCAUAAGAUCACCAAACUACUCUCAAGUGUGACAGAGGGAGAUCUCUGUUUAGUCUCAUACUAUCUAGGUUUGGAUGGACCACUUAAAAAUUCCCUGGAACAGAAAUCAAAUUUUUGUCAUCCUCUCUGCACUUGUGAGAAAUGUGCUUCUGCAGAAGAGGUUUUUGACAAAGAAGACAGAAAGCCUCAUUUGGGAAUAAACACUUGCAACAGUCAGGGACAAACAGCACUGCACGUUGCUUGCGAAAAUGGACACGUUGAAAUUGUCCAAUUAUUAUUAGACGCAGGGGCUAAUGUAAAUGUCACAAAUAAAAGCAAAGGACAAACACCUUUGCACUUAGCUUCUUUGAAUAAUCACACAAAAGUUGUGAAAUUGCUUUUAAAUUGUGGAAAUUGUAAUAUUAACGCAAAAGAUGAUUCUGGAGACACACCAUUACAUCUUAUGAUAAGAAAUGAAAAUUCAAAAGUUGCAGAAUUAUUACUAAGGCAUGGAGCAAAUGCACAAAGUAAAAAUUGUCAUGCAAUUACACCUUUAGAAGAAGCUGAGAACAAAUUGUCCAAAGAUGAUAAUCUUUUUAAUUCUUCUACUCCUCCGAACAUCAUUAAAAUCUUAAAAGAAAAUUACCUGCAAUAAUAUUUGCAAUUAUUUACUAAAAAGUUAAUUUCUUUGUUUCAAAAAAUUAUCAAUCAAUUGAAACUUGGAUAAGUGCCAAAGCUAAAGUGACUAAAUAGUAUCUCCUAAAAAAUUAUAUGUAUAUAAAUAAAAAAACAUUUCCCAAAUUAUAAUUACAUUUUGUAAUUUGGUUACUAUAAUUAUACAUAUGUAAAUUUUAAAGAAUUUUCUAAUUCUAUGGAAAUAAGGGUCUCAAUAUUUUGUAGUUUUA
Leptopilina heterotoma is the source of this 3304-nucleotide messenger RNA. Its product is annotated as ankyrin repeat domain-containing protein 27-like. Gene Ontology annotation, biological process: neuron projection morphogenesis; early endosome to late endosome transport. The coding region runs from base 271 to 3054 and encodes 927 amino acids. Gene Ontology annotation, molecular function: guanyl-nucleotide exchange factor activity; SNARE binding. The transcript has 4 exons. Lineage: Eukaryota; Metazoa; Arthropoda; Insecta; Hymenoptera; Figitidae. The record is from RefSeq and is a predicted model, not a curated record. Gene Ontology annotation, cellular component: early endosome; transport vesicle; plasma membrane.